Messenger RNA from Penaeus indicus, 1229 nucleotides. RefSeq lists its product as uncharacterized. The record is from RefSeq and is a predicted model, not a curated record. The coding region runs from base 84 to 857 and encodes 257 amino acids. Lineage: Eukaryota; Metazoa; Arthropoda; Malacostraca; Decapoda; Penaeidae. The transcript is spliced from 7 exons.
AAGUGUUCCUUCUCGACCGAAGCUACAGUUAGCCCGAACAACUGGGUCUACUGAAGCUUGUGAAAUAUUCGCUUCUGUACACGAUGCUUCGACAGUUAAUCUUGCUAAUCGCCGUCUCCGGCGCCCUCGGCAACGGCUUCGCCAAAAAGUUUUCAUUCUCCAAGGCGAUGACGAGUUGCUUGGGCGAGGACAUUUACUACAGCUGGAGGAACCACGUGCUGCAGGCGGUGAAGGCGUGCAGCACGGAGGAGGCGCUCCUGCCUCCUCACGAGGACCUCGACUCCGAGGAGGAGAGCGGAGAGGAACGCAUCGGCGACCCAGUCCUUCCUUCCCUUAACCCAGAGGAUAAGAUUCAGGAGUCCAGUUUCUCCUCAACACCGCCACCGAAGAGAGAACCGGUGUUCGAGGCGGCCGUUCUGAAGCAGAUUUCGGCGAAGGUGGAAGCAAAGCUUAGCAACAUCACUUGCGUCUUGAUGAAACUGAAUUACCUGGAGGAGGACUUCGACGUCAACUACCAUUUUCUGAAGGAGGAGCUAGAAAUAUCUGAAUUGUUCGAGACUCUGGAUGGCGGCGUGAAGGCGGAUCUCAUCGCAGCUCUCGACUACUGCGAAGAAUACGCGCACCCUGAGAACCCCGCCUCCCCGAUGCCCAAGAAGCUGCAGAAGAUCCUCGCUUUCCUCAAGUGCGAGAGGAGGACCCGCCUGCACGUCUGCAUAAAACACGACUUCAUGAACAACCUGGACGACUACGACCUCUCCGAUCUGCAGAAGGAGGGCGAGAGCAAGGCCGAGGUGGCAGAGAAGCUCAUCCACCUCAUGUGGGGUUUGGAGGCCGACGACGAACUCCAGCUCUACUGAAGGGGCACUUGAGUCGAAGCGGGGAGGGUGAAUUCCAUGCUCUCUAUAUGUUCGCUAUGGCACUUCGAAGUAAGAAUGUGUGGUCGAACACUUCAUUAGAAACUUACAAGAAAUUGGUUAUUUUUCAUUUUUUUAGAUAUUUACUUUAAUUAAAUAUACCAGGAACCUGUUUAGUACGUUAAGCGAAAUUUAGGGAAAUGACUGUGAAUUUAUACAGAAAGGAAAAGCAUAAAGUAUGAUGAAACUGUAAUACGACAUAAUCUAUAUUUCAAAGAAUUCCUGGUAAUGUAAAUUAUUGUUAUUAUACCACUGUUAUAUGCUACUAUGAUUUAUUCGAUUCCACAAUAUUGUUCAAUAAAACUAAAAUUUUAA